Messenger RNA from Coregonus sp. 'balchen', 3162 nucleotides. The record is from the annotation of a GenBank genome assembly. NCBI's taxonomy places the organism in Eukaryota, Metazoa, Chordata, Actinopteri, Salmoniformes, Salmonidae.
AUGUCUCCCUCAACCUGGCUAGCGUGGAUACCCGUGUGGCUGCCAUUUGACUCCAACCCUUUUGAUUGUGUAUUACAAGGUGGGUCGCUAUGCGGUUGUGCAUUUAUACGUUCGCCGUCUAUGUUAUUGCACCGGUUAUAUAUUACUUGAUAUCAAAGUCCUUGAAUUAUGGUGGUGAUGAUGAAACGAUCAUGUUCAGGAACUUUAUUGGUGAUGAUGAAGAUGAUAGUAACGCGCGCGCGUGUGUGUGCUUUUGGUCCUCAGGUCUGGUUGGUGCAUGUGGAAUCUCAGUGUUCUAUAAUCUCAUGAGAGUUCACCUACUCCUUCAGUCAAUCAGGUGAGAUACUAUUGCUUUUUAAUAUAUAUUGUCUCAAAACAAUAAAUAACCCCUACUGUAUUAGAGUAAAAAUAACCUGUGUUCAUGAAUGCUUAUAUCAAAUGCAAUGUUGUAAUCUAUAGUGUUUAUGUGUACAACGUUAUUUGUGUACACUUAACUUAAUCUCUCCCCUGUAGCAGUGGUUCUGAAUGUAAUGGGGACAGUAAAGAGAAGGAAAGGUCGAAGUCUUCACCUGCAGCAGGGAACAGGCCAGUGGGGGGACAUUGGUUGAGUGGUGUGCUGCAGUUUUGGUUCUUGACUGGCCUCCUGUCUCUGGUCGGCCCCCGGGUCUCCUCCCUAGUGGUCCUGGAGUUCUCCCUCAGGGCCGUUGCUGCCUGGAUCACUGCAGGACCGGUGAGACACAAACACAAACACACGAACACGCACACGUACACACACACACGCACACAUCAACACAGUGUGUUUUAUAUAGUUUUUUGGUUCCUUUUGUAAAUAUGAUACACUUGUGUUAUUUUAGUGUUUUGUUUUGGGGGAUAUUCAGUCAUUCAUUCUUCUAUAAAUGUAUUCCUUAAUCCAUUCGUUAAUGUGUCUGUCUGUCUGUCUGUUUCUUUGUUUCUUUGCCUGGCUCUGUACCCAGGAUGUCCUCCCAGGCAGCACCAAGCUCAUGCUGGUCCAGUGCCAGUUCUCUCUGGGCUGUGCUCUGAGCUGCAGUCUCCACUUCCUCCAGGAGGGGGCUCCCCACCGCUCCCUCAGCCUCCUGCUUGCGGCUGGCCUCAGCUGGCUGCUGGCGGGUCACUGCCACCUUCUCUGGGGCCACGUCUCCAGGCUCUACCACCUACACAGCUCCCAGCGUUACUGUGGGGUCUGCAUCACCCUCCUGACCUCCGGUCACUCCCUGCUCCCCUCGCUGCAGAGAGCCGUGGUCCUGGCCUUUGCCGUGGCCGGCAUGGCCGGCCUCGCCACCGUGCACCACCACUUCCUGUCCGAGGCGGAGUCUCUGAGGUUCUGGACACCACUGACCAUCUGCUACACCCUGUUGGUGGUCUACGUCCAAGGUGAUGCUUCACUUAGAUUAACUUGAUUUCCAUAGAAAUUCUUAGCAGCCCAAAGAAUGAGUUGAACCAAUCAAUUGAGAGAAGUAGCACCACAACAAGUAGCAUCGCCUCUUAAAGAUCAGGGUCGUGUUCAGUAUUGAGGAAACAUUUCAAAACAGAGUGAAAUGGGGCAAGUACUACUUCAAUUUGUCCAAUAAGAACACAGAUUUUCAUUUUCAGUCACAAAACGUUACAGUGUGCCCUACUGAACAGAAUCACCUUUAUUCGCCAAGUACAUUUACACAUACUCCGAAUUGUACUUGGUGAUAUGGUGCUGCUAGUGAUAGACAACAAUUAGAGACAGAAUACAGACAGCGGAGUUUACACAAAGUUUCCAUACAUUAUAUACAAACAGGUAGAGUGAGCAUAGAGCUAUAAGAGGAUGAGCAGAUAUACAAAUAUACAGUUGAUAUACAGUGGAUGUACAAAUGUACAUUAUUAGUAAAAUGGAUCUAGCACUCUAGUAGUGUCACGUUUGUUCAUUAUCUUCUCUAUUGCCCUCCACAGAGGAGCAGAAUCGGCGCCCUGGUAGUGAGGCCCUGCUGCACACGGUGGUUCUGCGUCUGGGAGCCCUGCUGGUGCUCAUGCUGAUGGUGGGCCGCUGGACCGACGUGCUCCAUAUCCUCAUCACCUUCCUGGGGGAAGCUGUCUGCCUGUUGCCUUCUCAGGACCUCCUCCAAGCCCUGCCCCAGGUCAGUGUGGCUCUACAGCCUGAACACAUCUCACUCUCGCUCCGUGUUUCUCUGUUUCUCUCUCUCCCUGUUUCUCUCUCUCUGUGUUUCUCUGUCUCUCUCUCUGUCUGUCUCUCUUUCUCUUUCACCUUCUCUUUCUUUCUCUGCAGGGACAGCGAAAACAUUUCACAGGGGGUGCGGGAAAACAAUGGUUUAAGCCUAGAUAUGUUUCUAAUAAGCCUAGAUAAUAUUUGGGUAGGCUAUUUGUUAGUCAACUUGUCUAUAAUUACAUACAUGCAGCUUCUCGUCUGUCAUAACUUUGCCCUAGAAGACGUAAUAUAGCUUUGCUUACAAGAAUAAUGUUAGAAUGAAUGCAUCAAUAAUCUAGUUGAAAUCGGUUACGUUUUCUCUUUCAUUUCUGCUUCGAUGAGCUUUAGGGAACGGGGAGAAAACACAAUACCUCUAAAACGUGAAAGAUUCUUCCGCUUUUAUGGCACAGACUUUUGUGAUCAUACGGUAAUCAUUGAUUCCAAAUCGUUUUCUGUUUCUUCAUGACAGUAUUCUCUGUUGUUCUAUUGCUCUUUAGGAGGAAGCAGAAAAAGACAUUCCCAGCAGAUCUGCCCGGCACUCCAGCAGCACACAGCAGCACAUGUCAACAAGGAGAAGUCUGUGCUCCAUGUCAUCAGACUGCGACACACAGAGAGACUAUCAGGCUGCAGAAUACCACAACACAGACCAGUCCCUGUUUCACUCUACCUCAGAUAGAGACAAAUAACUCAUACUUCAAAUAUUGCCAUCUACUGGCCUAUCUCACUCAGUGAUACUGUUGAAAUCCAAUAAUGUCCCCAUUUACGCAGCCAUAUUAAGCUUUGAUGCUGUUUUGUCACAUAGACGUACACCAUUUCUGUCAUAAAUUAUAUCAAUAUUAAAAUAUGAACUGUUGUUUAUAACCUUGUUAUGACACUAUGUUGUUUGGACCAGUGAAGGGAGACCUAAACCUGCUUACACAAGGACACUGAUCUGUUGUUUCUUUACUCUGUCUUCUCUUGAAUUAUUAACC